Messenger RNA from Chrysochloris asiatica (Cape golden mole), 3969 nucleotides. RefSeq names its product adenylate cyclase 5 (gene ADCY5). Bases 1 to 3705 code for a protein of 1234 amino acids. Gene Ontology annotation, molecular function: adenylate cyclase activity. Gene Ontology annotation, cellular component: plasma membrane. The transcript is spliced from 20 exons. Lineage: Eukaryota; Metazoa; Chordata; Mammalia; Afrosoricida; Chrysochloridae. Gene Ontology annotation, biological process: adenylate cyclase-inhibiting G protein-coupled receptor signaling pathway; intracellular signal transduction; cAMP biosynthetic process. The record is from RefSeq and is a predicted model, not a curated record.
AUGUCCCGUUCUAAAAGCGUGAGCCCCCCGGGCUACGCGGCACAGACAGCGGCGGCGCCCGCGCCCCGGGGAGGCCCGGAACACCGCUCCGCCUGGGGAGAGGCCGAUUCCCGUGCUAAUGGCUACCCCCACCCUCCAGUGGGUUCGGCACGAGGCUCCAAGAAACCCGGGGGGGCCGUGACCCCGCAGCAGCAGCGCCUGGCCAGCCGCUGGCGCAGCGACGACGACGACGAUCCUCCUUUGAGCGGCGACGAUCCUUUAGCCGGGGGAUUCGGUUUUAGCUUCCGCUCCAAGUCUGCCUGGCAGGAGCGCGGCGGCGAGGAUUGCGGUCGCGGCAGCCGCAGGCAACGGCGGGGCGCGGCUAGCGGGGGCAGCACCCGGGCGCCCCCUGCGGGUGGCGGCGGCGAUUCGGCUGGCGCGGCGGCCGCUGCCAGUGGGACGGAGGUGCGCCCCCGCUCGGUGGAGCUGGGCCUAGAGGAGCGGCGGGGCAAGGGCAGCGCGGCGGACGACCUGGAGGCCGACGCGGUGGAUGGAGGCGAGGGUUCAGAGGAUGGAUGCAGCUCCGCGGGCUCGGACGCGGGGCCUGGCGCGGUGCUGUCGCUGGGCGCCUGCUGCAUGGCGCUGCUGCAGAUAUUCCGCUCCAAGAAGUUCCCGUCGGACAAGCUGGAGCGGCUGUACCAACGCUAUUUCUUCCGCCUAAACCAGAGCAGCCUCACCAUGCUCAUGGCAGUGCUGGUACUUGUGUGUCUCGUCAUGUUGGCCUUCCACGCUGCGCACCCACCGCUCCAGCUGCCCUACCUGGCCAUACUGGCCACAGCCAUGGGUGUCAUCCUCAUCAUGGCUGUGCUCUGUAACCGCGCCGCCUUCCAUCAAGACCACAUGGGCCUAGCCUGCUAUGCGCUCAUCGCCGUCGUGCUGGCGGUUCAAGUGGUGGGCCUGCUGCUGCCCCAGCCACGUAGCGCUUCGGAGGGCAUCUGGUGGACCGUGUUCUUCAUCUAUACCAUCUACACGUUGCUCCCCGUGCGCAUGCGGGCAGCCGUGGUUAGCGGCGUGCUGCUGUCGGCGCUUCACUUGGCCAUCGCCCUGCGCACCAAUGCCCAGGACCAGUUCUUGCUCAAGCAGCUGGUCUCCAAUGUCCUCAUUUUCUCCUGCACCAACAUCGUGGGUGUCUGUACCCACUACCCGGCUGAGGUUUCCCAGAGACAGGCCUUCCAGGAAACCCGGGAGUGCAUCCAGGCUCGACUUCACUCGCAGAGAGAGAACCAGCAGCAGGAGCGGCUUCUACUGUCUGUCCUUCCCCGGCAUGUUGCCAUGGAGAUGAAAGCAGACAUCAACGCCAAGCAAGAAGAUAUGAUGUUCCAUAAGAUUUACAUCCAGAAACAUGACAACGUGAGCAUCCUAUUUGCUGACAUCGAGGGCUUCACCAGCCUGGCCUCCCAGUGCACCGCGCAGGAAUUGGUCAUGACCCUCAACGAGCUGUUCGCCCGCUUCGACAAGCUGGCUGCGGAGAAUCACUGUUUACGUAUUAAGAUCCUGGGGGAUUGUUAUUACUGCGUCUCUGGGCUGCCUGAAGCGAGGGCUGACCACGCCCACUGCUGCGUAGAGAUGGGCCUGGACAUGAUUGAGGCCAUCUCGUUGGUCCGGGAAGUGACAGGGGUGAACGUGAACAUGCGUGUGGGAAUUCACAGUGGGCGAGUGCACUGCGGCGUCCUUGGUCUCAGGAAGUGGCAAUUCGACGUCUGGUCUAAUGAUGUCACACUGGCCAACCACAUGGAGGCUGGAGGCAAGGCCGGACGUAUCCACAUCACCAAAGCCACACUCAACUACCUGAAUGGAGACUAUGAAGUGGAGCCAGGCUGUGGGGGCGAGCGCAAUGCCUACCUCAAGGAGCACAGUAUUGAGACCUUCCUCAUCCUGCGCUGCACUCAGAAGCGGAAAGAAGAGAAGGCCAUGAUCGCAAAGAUGAAUCGCCAGAGAACCAACUCCAUUGGGCAUAACCCACCACACUGGGGGGCUGAACGCCCCUUCUACAACCACCUGGGUGGCAACCAGGUCUCGAAGGAGAUGAAGCGGAUGGGCUUUGAAGACCCCAAGGACAAGAACGCCCAGGAAAGUGCGAACCCUGAGGAUGAAGUGGAUGAGUUUCUGGGACGGGCCAUUGAUGCCAGGAGCAUCGACAGACUGCGAUCUGAGCAUGUUCGCAAAUUCCUCUUGACCUUCAGGGAGCCUGACUUAGAGAAGAAGUCCAGCCUCAGCCUCCUCUCUACUUCCAGCUCCGUGUUCAUGUUGAGUUUCUACCUGACCUGUUUCCUGCUGCUCAUCUUGGUGGUAUUUGUGUCUGUGAUCUACUCCUGCGUGAAGCUCUUCCCCACCCCACUGCAGACCCUUUCCAGGAAGAUUGUGCGGUCCAAGAUGAAUAGCACCCUGGUUGGGGUAUUCACCAUCAUCCUGGUGUUCCUGUCAGCUUUCAUCAACAUGUUCAUGUGCAGCUCCAAGGACCUAUUUGGCUGCCUGGCAGAGGAGCACAAUGUCAGCAUGAGCCGGAUCAACGCAUGCCACGUGGUGGAGUCGGCCUUCAACUACAGCCUGGGCGAGGAGCGGGGCUUCUGCGGCAGCCCCUGGCCCAACUGCAACUUCCCAGAGUACUUCACCUACAGUGUGCUGCUCAGCCUGCUGGCCUGCUCCGUGUUCCUGCAGAUCAGCUGCAUCGGGAAGCUGGUGCUCAUGCUGACCAUUGAGCUCAUCUACGUGCUCAUUGUCGAGGUGCCCGGAGUCACGCUCUUCGACAAUGCCGACCUGCUGGUCACCGCUAAUGCCAUAGAUCUCAACAACAACGGGACCUCCCAGUGCACUGAGCACGCGACCAAGGUGGCACUGAAGGUGGUAACUCCCAUCGUCAUCUCUGUCUUUGUGCUGGCCCUGUACCUGCACGCCCAGCAGGUGGAGUCCACCGCCCGCCUUGACUUCCUCUGGAAACUGCAGGCCACAGAGGAGAAGGAGGAGAUGGAGGAGCUGCAGGCGUACAACCGCAGGCUGCUACACAACAUCCUGCCCAAGGACGUGGCCGCCCACUUUCUGGCCCGCGAGCGCCGCAAUGACGAACUCUACUACCAGUCCUGUGAGUGCGUGGCCGUCAUGUUCGCCUCCAUCGCCAACUUCUCCGAGUUCUACGUGGAGCUAGAGGCAAACAACGAGGGGGUGGAGUGUCUGAGGCUGCUCAACGAGAUCAUCGCUGACUUUGAUGAGAUCAUCAGUGAAGAUCGGUUCAGGCAGCUGGAAAAGAUUAAGACCAUCGGUAGCACCUACAUGGCCGCCUCGGGCCUCAACGACUCUACCUAUGACAAAGUGGGUAAGACCCACAUCAAGGCUCUAGCUGACUUCGCCAUGAAGCUGAUGGACCAAAUGAAGUACAUCAACGAGCACUCCUUCAACAACUUCCAGAUGAAGAUCGGGCUCAACAUUGGCCCUGUGGUGGCCGGGGUCAUCGGAGCUCGCAAGCCUCAAUACGACAUCUGGGGAAAUACGGUGAAUGUGGCCAGUCGCAUGGACAGCACUGGUGUGCCUGACCGCAUCCAGGUCACUACAGACAUGUACCAGGUACUGGCCGCCAACACUUACCAGCUGGAGUGCCGGGGUGUGGUCAAGGUCAAGGGCAAAGGCGAGAUGAUGACCUACUUCCUCAACGGAGGGCCCCCGCUGAGUUAGCAGCUGCCAGCCAUGGUGCCAGGUAGCCUGGCCUCCAGAGAAAUGGGAGCGGCGUCUUUGUGUGCCGGGUGGGCAGGUGGGACGCCUGCGCUCCAGCCCACGUGGCCACGCUGGUGAGAUUUUCCACUUUGACUCCAGAAGCUGUUGCUGUCCUUGCCGAGAGGCAGCAGCCUCCGUCACAGGCCCCGCGUGCCGGCGUCCUGCAAGCACCAAGCUGACCAAAGAUGUUUCCCUCUGUAGAAGACUCUGCUUAGACUCGGUCUG